Messenger RNA from Colletotrichum higginsianum IMI 349063, 804 nucleotides. Its product is annotated as Glycosyl hydrolase family 28. Gene Ontology annotation, molecular function: polygalacturonase activity. The record is from RefSeq and is a predicted model, not a curated record. Gene Ontology annotation, biological process: carbohydrate metabolic process. Bases 1 to 804 code for a protein of 267 amino acids. NCBI's taxonomy places the organism in Eukaryota, Fungi, Ascomycota, Sordariomycetes, Glomerellales, Glomerellaceae. The transcript is spliced from 6 exons.
AUGAAGGACGCUCCUUGCUGGACCAACUUCAUCGUCGGAUCGAGCAACAUUGAGUACAGAGACGUCAUCGCCACCGCCAUCACCAACAACGGCAGCAUCAUCCCCAAGAACACCGACUUCUUCGACUCGCUGGACGUCCAGGACGUCAAGAUCGAGCGCGUGUGGGUCAACAUUGACGACGACUGCUUCUCCCCCAAGUCGAACAACACCAACCUCUACGUGAACACCAUGUACUGCAACGGUACUCACGGCCAGUCCAUCGGAUCUCUGGGCCAGUACCCCGGCGAGAUGUCGUUCGUCAAGGAUGUCCACAUUGAGAACGUGUGGAUGUUGAACGGAGACUACUCUGGCGCCCGCAUCAAGACCUGGGCCGGCCCUAACGUCGGAUAUGGCUUUGUCGACAACAUCACGUACAAGAACUUCUGGGUCGCCCGAAUGGACUACGGUAUCAUUCUCGAUUCUUGCUACUUCAACAUCAACGAAACAACCUGCGAGCAGCAUCCGUCCGGAAUGAACGUCUCGAACGUCCUCUUUGAAAACUUCACCGGCUACACCAGCGGCAUCUACGGCAACGCCGUCGCCAAGCUGACGUGCUCGACCAACCCCGACGCCGUCUGCCACAACAUCAAGUUCAAGAACUUCAACGUCACCUCGCCCUGCGGCGGAGAGCCCGUCGUCAUCUGCGACGGCAUCGACGGUGGCCUGGAUGCCCCUUGCGUCAGCAUCGACAGCGACGAGGCCAAGGCUGCUCUGGCGGCCAAGUGCCAGACUCCCCUUGCCCCGAUCAACGAGCAUCCGUGGUAG